Messenger RNA from Olea europaea var. sylvestris, 1728 nucleotides. Its product is annotated as upstream activation factor subunit spp27. Gene Ontology annotation, cellular component: nucleus. The record is from RefSeq and is a predicted model, not a curated record. The coding region runs from base 342 to 1403 and encodes 353 amino acids. NCBI's taxonomy places the organism in Eukaryota, Viridiplantae, Streptophyta, Magnoliopsida, Lamiales, Oleaceae. The transcript has 8 exons.
AAUUGUGUUUUAAAUUGGCAAAUGUUAGAGUGUCACGUGAUAUUAUGUAAUCCCUUAUGUAUAUCUUGAUGUAAAUGUAAGAAGAUCCAUAUGGAAAUGCUAGGAAUAUUGGCAGUUUUGCCUGCAAUCUAGCUCUGCUAUGAAUGAUAAGAGCAUUUCUCUUAUGCAAUUGCUGAUGUUGAUUUGAUUAGAUUAGAAUUUUUUUAACUUUGUUCACAAAAGUAUGAGUUUUAUUGCAGUUUGAAUCUGUCAAGGCUCAGUUGCUGUUUUGUGAUGUUUUACUUGUAUGUUUUUAUAUAAUUUUCUGUGCACUAUCAAUUUUAUCGAGUAGGUCUAACCAGAUGGAUAAAGAUGUAAAGAAAAAAGGAUGGGGUUUUACUAAACCAUGUACCCUUUCUCCGCAACUGCAGGAAUUAUUUGGGGUUUCAGAGCUAGCCAGAACUGAGGUUGUUAAGAAAAUUUGGGCAUACAUCCGGGAGAAGAAUUUGCAAAACCCAAAAGACAGGAGAAAAAUAUUAUGCGAUGAACGUUUGCAAGGAAUUUUUCGUGUUCGUAGUAUAGAUAUGUUCAAAAUGAAUAAAGCAUUAAGCAAGCACAUUUGGCCCAUGGAUGAAGCACAAGAACCAGAAGAAGAACAAGGAGAAGAAACAGCUAACGAGAAUGGAGGGGACCAAGAAGAUGAAAAUUCUCAAGAAGAAGAAGAAGAAGAAGAAGAAGAAGAGGAAGAGACUGGUGAAGACAGCGGCAGUAACAAUAAGAGGUCUAACAAGAUGGAUAAAGAUGUAAAGAAAAGAGGGGGCUUUACUAAACCAUGUGCCCUUUCUCCACAACUGCAGGAACUUCUUGGGGUACCAGAGCUAGCCAGAACCGAGGUUGUCAAGAAACUUUGGCUAUACAUUCGGGAGAAGAACUUACAGAACCCAAAGAACAAGAGAAAAAUCUUAUGUGAUGAAGCUUUGCAUGGAAUUUUUCGUGUUCGCUCUAUUGAUAUGUUUCAAAUGAAUAAAGCAUUGUCCAAGCACAUUUGGCCCCUAGAUGAAGCAGAAGCUAUGCCAGCCAAAUCUUCAAAGAAGGAAAGACAACGUGAGGCCAGAGAAGAAGAGUUGGAUCAGCCGAAGAGGAAAGAGAAACCACGAAAAGGGGGAGGUUCUGGUUUAACUGCACCACUUCCACUAUCAGAUGCUCUAGUGAAUUUCUUCGGUACUGGUGAAAGCGAGUUAUCCCGAGCUGAUGUUGUCAAGAAAAUGUGGCAAUACAUAAAAGAAAACGAACUUCAGGAUCCAUCUGAUAAGAGAACAGUUUUAUGUGAUGAGAAGUUAAAAGAACUCUUCAAGGUGGACUCCUUUCAUGGCUUUGGUGUUUCGAAGUUACUGACCGUGCAUUUCAUCAAAACACAAAGGUGAUCUGGCGAACGAUGAAUGUUAGUUUCCUUUUCCUUACUGGAGGGGACGAGAAUUUUGUUCGCAGCAUGUUUGGGCUGCUCUAUCACACACUCGAAUAGUUGGAUCAUCCCAGAAAACUUGGUGAUAAGGUAGCGGCAUUUGAUAUAUAGGAGUCGAGGAAUUGCGAGUCAACUACUAAACCUCGACUAUUGAAGGGUUGUGUAUAUUCUUUCUGAAACAUCUUGGAUAAUUGGAGAAAAUGCACUUCCACACAACUUUUCUUCAUCUGUAAAAUUGAUCCCUUUUCGGUUUCUUUUCUAUAAAUUUUUUUCCUUUUCGAAUUAAA